Molecule: messenger RNA, 1659 nt
Organism: Girardinichthys multiradiatus
Lineage: Eukaryota; Metazoa; Chordata; Actinopteri; Cyprinodontiformes; Goodeidae
Gene: dhrs12la
Product: dehydrogenase/reductase 12-like a
Exons: 10
Coding region: 102-1064 (320 amino acids)
Source: RefSeq, a predicted model, not a curated record
AGAGAUGUUUAUCCAGCUUUACUACACGUGGGUUUGAUCCAGAGUACAAGAAGAGGAGAGAAACCGUCAGGGUGAGAGGCUUCCAGAGCAGCAGCAGCAGCAUGUCUCUGUACCGCAACUCCGCCUGGUUCCUCAAAGGACUGACCGAGUUUACCAAGAAUGGCUACUUGUCAGCAUCCAAGCGCUUUGUGGAGAAGGACCUUGAGGUGUCCGUGGCUGGACGCUCCUUCAUGAUAACUGGAGCCAAUGGUGGCAUUGGAAAAGCUACUGCCAUGGCUAUUGCCAAAAGAGGAGGAACAAUUCACAUGGUGUGCAGGAACAAGGAUAAGGCUGAGGAGGCCAGGGCGGAUAUAGUCAAGGAGACAGGAAAUAAAGAGAUUUAUGUCCACAUCCUGGACUUGUCUGAGACAAAGAAGGUGUGGGAGUUUGCCGAGGGCUUCAAGAAAAAGUUCAAAUCACUCAAUGUGUUGAUCAAUAAUGCAGGUUCCAUCAUGAGUCAGCGGGAUGUGAACACUGAAGGACUUGAGAAGAGCUUUGCUGUCAAUGUCCUUGGGAUUUACAUUUUGACCAAGAGUUUGAUUCCCUUACUGGAGAAGAGCACAGAUCCCCGAGUGAUCACAGUGUCCUCAGGUGGAAUGCUGGUGCAGAAGCUCAGGAUAGGAAAUCUGCAGUCUGAGAGAGGCCGCUUUGAUGGAACCAUGGUCUACGCCCAGCACAAAAGGCAGCAGGUGGUGAUGACAGAGCAGCUUGCCAAGACUCACACUAACAUCCACUUCUCCGUCAUGCAUCCAGGCUGGGUGGAUACUCCAGCGGUGGCCAAUGCAAUGCCGGACUUCCAUCGCUCAAUGAAGGAUAGCCUUCGGACCCCAGAGCAGGGGGCUGACACAGUGGUGUGGCUCGCCAUUUCUGAAGCUGCUACCACAAACCCUACUGGGCGCUUCCACCAGGACCGAAAGGUGGUGCCCACCCACUUGCCGCUGGCCUGGACCCACAGCUCCCCUCUGGAGGAGCAGAAGCUCUUGUUACUGCUGGAGGACCUGGCCAAGACGUUUCAGCCCCACUGAACCAGCACCACCCAGAAGACAUCAGCAACACUAACACCAUCAGUUCGCAGACUGAAUUAAGAUGUAACCAAAAAAUAGUUUAUAACCAUUUGUAAGCUCAGCUUUCUUACAGAACUACAUUUUUUUUGGUGUAGAAGUGUUUGACAGCGAUGCUGCUUUUAUAUCUAUAUAUCUAUGCCUGAGAGAGGCGCUUAUAACCCAAAUACACAAGUGUAACUGUGAUGUUAUUAAAGUCAAUCAGAUGGGAAUCUGAUGUGGCCAUGUCACAUUUUGUGUUCAUACACUAGUCAUGGGUUCAGCGUCACGCUGGUGUUUCCCUGACUUACAUUUGUGUCAAGUGAUGUGCAUUUAAUACCGGUCAGUAACCCAUGUAUGUGCCAUGUUGUGUUGUGAAGCUACUGUACAGUGCAAGAUGAACCCAGACUAGAGGUGAAGCGCUCUCUCAAUAAAAACGCAACAGCAUCACUUGACAUAUUCAACGUACUUACAUGUCUGACAUGACAUCUGCCCAGCACCUUUGAAAAACCUCUCCGCAUAACAUUUCCUUCACUGAAUCUUGUAAACACAUGCAUCAAUAAAAAAACUUACCAAAUGA